Messenger RNA from Sitodiplosis mosellana (orange wheat blossom midge), 2794 nucleotides. RefSeq names its product septin-1 (gene Septin1). Gene Ontology annotation, biological process: cytoskeleton-dependent cytokinesis; cell division; regulation of exocytosis. The record is from RefSeq and is a predicted model, not a curated record. Lineage: Eukaryota; Metazoa; Arthropoda; Insecta; Diptera; Cecidomyiidae. The transcript is spliced from 7 exons. Gene Ontology annotation, molecular function: GTP binding; molecular adaptor activity; GTPase activity. Bases 958 to 2046 code for a protein of 362 amino acids. Gene Ontology annotation, cellular component: septin ring; synaptic vesicle; septin complex.
UCAUUCGAAUCAUAUGAAGUGCAAGUUCCAAACGUCAUUCGAUUGAAAAGAGAAUGAGAGAGAAACAGAUGAGAAUUUGAGAGUGUAUCAACAGUCAGCGACAUCUAGUGCAAUAUAAUGGAAGCAAAAGUAUUUCCUUCUUUGAAAUUUUCAGUUUCAUUCUCAAAUGAAUGGCGUUGAGGGAAAUUUUAUUUGAAAAACUGGAAAAAAAUAUCGGAAAAAUUGUAAUUCAAAUCCAAAAUUAAAAACCAAACUUCAGUUUUACAAUUAAAUUCCUCGAAAAUGUUCUUGAAACGCUUCAUAAGUUUCAAUCGAAUCACAGCCGAAAUGACAUAUGGUUCAGUGCAUCGUUCAAUCCUGCGGCUCUAACUGUCAGAGCUACUACAAUAAUUUAUUUUCGGUUAUCGCCAAAGCGUUGGGCAUUUGUGUGUAUUUGUAUAGUGUUUGAGUAUCGGCAUCGGCAAUCAUUGUUUCCUCGUCGUCUCAACAGCUUAUUUCGAUUUAAAUGUGAAUGAAAGUGUUAUUUUCUGAAUUUUUUCCGUCAAAAUUGUGUUGUUUUAGUGUCCACUUAUAACGCACAAGGAAUACUUGGAAAAAGUGCAAAUACUGCCGAAAAAAUCGAUUUGUUUGUGGAAUUGUAUUGCUUGUGUGUUUGCUUGGGAGGCUUUGUUUCGAUAGAAUUUCAGCGUUACGGCCUUGCAGUGUUAGUAAUUCACGUUUGAGUUGUUCUUCGAUAGUUCCAUCGCAAGCAAAAGUUGUUGUGUGUAGCAGACGACGACGGAAAUCAGACGAGUGCAACAGCAAUUAAUACGCAGCAAAAUACAAAAUAGACGUUGGGCCUUACUUGGAUAGUGUGUUUUUUUUUUUCGUUGUUGUUUCAUUUUGUUUGAAAUUCAAGCAGACUUUGUAUUUUCAUUUUGUGUGUUGUGUUUUCAUUGAGUCGGUUCAACAGCGACAAUGUCAUCGGAUACCGCAAAGAAUUUUUCGAGCCUUGACACGGCCGGCUAUGUUGGAUUCGCCAAUUUGCCCAAUCAAGUGCACAGAAAAUCCGUAAAGAAAGGUUUCGAAUUCACACUGAUGGUCGUCGGUGAAUCGGGAUUGGGAAAAAGUACACUCGUUAACAGCUUGUUUUUGACGGAUUUGUACCCCGAACGUGUUGUUCCAGACUCAAUUGAAAAACAAAAGCAAACCGUCAAAUUGGACGCAUCAACGGUUGAGAUUGAAGAGCGUGGUGUUAAAUUGCGGUUGACUGUUGUUGAUACACCCGGUUUCGGCGAUGCCAUCGACAAUUCGAAUAGUUUUAGUGCAAUCUUAGAAUACAUUGACGAGCAAUAUGAACGUUUUUUGCGCGAUGAGAGCGGUUUGAAUCGUCGGAAUAUUGUUGAUAAUCGAAUUCAUUGCUGCUUUUACUUCAUCUCACCAUUUGGCCAUGGGUUGAAGCCAUUGGAUAUCGAAUUCAUGAAGAAGCUUCACAAUAAAGUAAACAUUGUGCCCGUCAUUGCAAAGGCUGACUGUUUAACAAAGAAGGAAAUGGAACGUUUGAAAGGUCGCAUUAUGAAGGAGAUUGAAAACAAUGGUAUUAAAAUCUAUCCGUUGCCCGAUUGUGAUAGCGACGAAGACGAGGAAUACAAGGAGCAAGUGCGUCAACUUAAAGAGGCGGUACCAUUUGCUGUGUGCGGUUCGACCACUGUACUCGAAGUGAAGGGCAAAAAGGUACGAGCCAGAAAUUACGGCUGGGGCACCAUAGAAAUAGAAAAUCCGGACCAUUGUGAUUUCAUCAAACUUCGAACCAUGCUAAUAACGCACAUGCAAGAUUUGCAAGAGGUCACACAGGAAGUCCACUAUGAAAACUAUCGUUCAGAACGUCUGGCCAAAGGCGUUAAGAAAAAUGGUGUUCCAAAUGGAACGGCAAACGGUAAAGAGGAACAUCCACCGGCACCGUUGAUCAUCUCGGACAAGGAUCGAAUUUUGCAAGAGAAAGAAGCUGAACUGCAGCGAAUGCAGGAAAUGUUGGCUCAAAUGCAAGCCAAAAUCGCACAAAAAUAAUGCCAUCGAACAUGCACAUAAUCAUAUUUUAUAUUGUAAAGUUAAUUCUAUGUAUUAUUACCAAAAUAACGUAACUUGACAAUUUUAACGUAUUCAAAAUUCUUUAAUAAUUCAGUUGUUUUCCGUUUUUUAACCGAUUGCGCAUAGAAUGUUUGGUUAUAACCGAGAACUAUAGUUCUAUCGUUCGCUCGCUCAUAUCGCGCUUUUUAUAUGAAUCCAUUGACAAACAGAUUUUUUGAUAUAUUGUAUUCGAUUUCAUUAGAAUGAAUCGCAAGUAUUUUUAAGUGACGAAAUAUUUUUUUUUCUCUCAGUAUUCGAAUCGCUACUUCAUUUUACAUGUGCAAAUGCUCCAAAGUAUUGAAUUCAGAGGUACACGUAUUAGGCAACACAUGCUUCCACUUUAUAUUAAUGCGAGCAAUCAUCAGCUUACUCCAUGCUGUAUCGUUUAGAUAUGACCCAUUCGAAUUUUAAGAUAAGAAGCCAUUGUUUUGCAAAAGAAGACGAAAAAGACUUGACGACAAAAAAAAUGUAUUUUUUAAUUCAUGCUUUUUUAUAGUCUUUUAUUCUCGAAUUUCCCGUAUCGUUUAAAAUUUGUAUUUUCUGAAGGCAUUUCAAUAUGUUAUCAUCUUAUAGAAACAUCUCUUUUUUUGUAUUUAGUCGUAAGAAUAAAUAACAGCAAAAAUUUGUAUACCAAAAUGGAGCGAAUGAUAAUAAUAAAAAAAAAUCUGAAAAUCUCCAAAAAAAAAAA